Molecule: messenger RNA, 2300 nt
Organism: Nothoprocta perdicaria
Lineage: Eukaryota; Metazoa; Chordata; Aves; Tinamiformes; Tinamidae
Gene: LRRC56
Product: leucine rich repeat containing 56
Exons: 13
Coding region: 47-2008 (653 amino acids)
Molecular function (GO): protein binding
Source: RefSeq, a predicted model, not a curated record
UCUCCUUGAGGGAACACAGUUGGAAAGUGAAAGAAGCAGAAUAGGAAUGCCUGUGGAAGAAAAGCAUAUCAAGAUGAACCUGAAGUGGAAUUCUGGCAGAGUUUCUCGUCCAGCCUCAGCUGUGGUCCGGGUGACUGAUUUGAGUUGGCGAGGUAACCUAAAUCCCAGUCCACUGAUUAAAGAUGAUGGAGAGCUGCUUAUGGAUAAAUACCUUACCCCCAGGAAACUGAAAGCUUUGGCAGGGGUAGAUGAUCUACAGCAAGUGAAGUCCCUAGAGAUGCGAGUGGAUACAAGAGAGAACAGCCUGGGGAAUUUUGGCGCCUAUCUACCUAACCUGAGACAGUUGAAACUGAACAAUAGCUUGCUUGCAUCUGUGAGGGACCUUGGAACCACAUUGUCCCAUCUCCAUGUCCUGUGGAUGGCUCGCUGUGGGCUCGCAGAUUUAGAUGGGAUCUCUUCCUGCAGCUCUCUAAAAGAACUCUACAUUGCCUAUAACAACAUCUCUGACCUAAGUCAACUGAGCUUGUUGGAACACCUUGAGGUUUUGGACUUGGAGGGGAACAACAUUGAGGAUAUCAACCAGAUGCUGUAUUUGGGAUUUUGUUACAAACUGAGCAGCCUGACAGUGGAGGGCAACCUUAUUUGUCUGAAGCCAAAUGCAGAGUCUGAAGAGGGACCAGAUUAUAAUUACAGAGUUGAAGUGAAAAAACUCAUUCCCCACUUGGAAUAUUUGGAUGAAAUACCAGCUAGCCAAACUGUUAUCCCUCCUUCCAAGAAGAUGAGUGAGGACUGGCUAAUCAUCAAGGAAUCCAUCAAGGAAGGUGAUUUAGCUGGAGAUAUUCCAUGGUUAGGUUUGUAUCUUGGGGCAGUAGCAGCAAGGCAGUCUGGAUCCAGCCCUAGAACCUGCACGGCUUCCAGACCUGGGACUGCACAGUGGCCCGAUUCUGCAGGACAAGACAACAGUGCCCAUAUGCUGUCUGCUGGCUGUCCUCUUCCCCAUCCCACGGCUUCUGAGGGCCUUUUUCUGGAAGAUGAUUCCAGUGAUUUGACACAUGGACUCAGUCAAGUUAUAUGUGGGAACCCCAUCAAGGCCCUUCGUGCAAGGAGACAAAAGCUAGAUCCGCCUGCAGUGGACCCUUUCAAACUAUGCAGCCUGAGAGGAGAAUACCUUCAUAUCUCUGAAGAUGUAGGCCAGGAAGAUAUCUUCUUUGAACUGGGAGAAUGGAGAGAAAAGCAUAAACGGUUCCUGCAAAUGGUUCAGCAAGAAAAGGCCCCUCAAGUGCUGAAGGUAACUCUUAGCGAUGAGGAUGAGGAUGAAGACUGUAGCCUGCCUGACAACUGUGAAGAUAUUCUGAGAGAGCCCUACGAUGAGGACCUAACUGAAAGGAUUUCACUUGAUUCUUUCCAUUCCAGUCUUUCCCACUCAUCCUCAGAUUCGUUGCAUGCUCAAGAACGGACAGUGUUCUCCAACCCAAACUGUUGUUUAAUUCCUUCUCCUCCAAAAAGCCCUUUGCCUGCAUCUCGAGCAGAUGUUGCAGCAAGACCUUGGAAAAUGAGGAACCACAGGGUAAGAUGCCUAAAAAUACCCAGCCGAGAAGAAGACAGGCAGUGGAUGCAGCUUUGCCGAUCAAAGGCUUAUCAAGAAACUUCAGCUGAGCCUCUGGGCGAGGAACUCGCUCUCCUGAGCCUGCACAGUGCACCUGCUGUGUGUGAGGCCUUCCUUUCCCCAUCACAGGGACAGCUCCAGCCUGGUGGGAGCACUGGCAGGCUGAGACCUAUUUCAGGACCAGCAGCUGUUGGAUCAAAAAGUGUCAGGCCCACCGUGGAUAAGAGCGUGCCCAGGAUGAUCCACCAUCACCAACCAGUGGUGUGCUCAUCCACAGAAAACACGGAGAGGUUUGGGCUGGCGAAUGCAGCUUGGCCCCUGCCUGCCAGGGCCAUGCUGCAGAAGGUGCCAGACAGAUGCGGUGUCUCGACAAAGUCUCAGAGCAAGACCCCGCAGUCCUAGACAAGAGCCUGCAUGGACCCGUGGGGUGGAGCCACGCACACAGCGCAGGCUUCGGGUGCUGGGUGUGCUCCUUCCUCCCAAAGGACUGAUGCUUUCAACUUCAUCUGCAGGCUAACCGCAGAGCUGUGCGAGCAGAGCACUUCAAACAAAUGGCCUGAUUGGCCUCAAUUAAGGCUGCAGCUGGUCAGAAGUGCUUUCUUUAAAGAGCACCUGCUGAUCAACAUAACAGCCAAUCAACCUCUUAUUACAGUACACAUAGUUAUUUUUGCAGCUUUCAUGUACUAAAACAGAA